GAGGGGGCAGUGUUGCGCCGGAGGGUCUUCCGCUGCCGGGCGGCGCCGGGGCGAGGCGGCGGGUGGCGGCUGGCGGCCGGGGCCGUGUCUCUAGCGAAUGGCCCCGGGGGAAUCAGUAGAGCGGGUACGUCUCAGCUGGUGGGCCGGGCGUAGCGGCAGGCGCUGUUGCGUCCGGAGACGUUUGGUGUCGGGGCCUCGGCCACCCGUCGCCGGUGCUGAAUGGAGACUGAUUGCAAACCUAUGGAGUUGUCCAAUAAUACAGGGUUCGAAGAGGAUUCUGAUUAUAGAGACUUUGAAGGAACAGAUGUGAAAGAUAUGAGACUAGAAGCUGAAGCUGUCGUGAAUGAUGUUCUCUUUGCCGUCAGCAACAUGUUUGUCUCAAAAAGCCUUCCCUGUGCAGAGGAUGUCGCAUAUAUCAACGUGGAAACCAGGGAAAGGAACAGAUACUGCCUGGAGCUCACGGAAGCAGGGCUCAGGGUAGUAGCUUAUGAUUUUGAUCAGACUGAUGACAGAUUGCAAACGCCGUACCAUGAAACUGUCUACUCCUUAUUGGAUUCUCUCAGCCCUGCAUAUCGAGAAGUGUUUGGAAAUGCAUUACUACAAAGACUAGAAGCUUUGAAGAAAGAUAGUCAGUCAUGAGUUACACAGAAGAGAGGAAGGUUUAAAUGCUAGAAGGAAAUCUUAGUAUGAGGCACUAAGUUCUUUCUUACAAACAUCGCCACAAACAUCUUAAGCUUAAUUUCUUGCAUUAAUAUCUAAUAUAUGCUAGCACUACUCUUAACGUUUUGCUACAGUGGAUUUGUGUAUAUCACAAUGCUAUUAUAACCCACUGAAUUCUAAGAUUAAUAAACUUUUUUGUUGUAGAUGAGCAAGUAAGUUGAUUUUUUACAACAUGAAAAGAAGUGUUGUUAUACAAGACUAAAAAAAACACAGCAACUGAAUGUUUUAUAUACAAGUAGUAGUUUUUUGUGUAUGUGCAUAUCGAUAAUUUUCAUAUCCGCUUUCUAAAAUAGAAGCAAACUACUUGCCAUACCCAAUUAAUGAAAAAAUAACUACAAAAAUUGAUGUUCUGCAAAGAAUGGAAUUUCACCUUGAUACCUGAAUAUGUAAAUUUUUAGCUUUCUUAACAAAAAAAUGGUUCUUGAACCAUUGUUCAAGUUGAGCAUUGCUUGUAUACUGACAGUAUCUGCAUUGAAAGCAAAGCUCAGUGUUACUUGAUCUUUCCUUGUCUCUAGCAACCUGCAGCAAACUCCAAGUAAUAAAUGAUAUGUACUGCUAAUACAUGAAUGUAUUAUCUGAAUUGCAAAGGAGCUAAGCACAGAAUUAGGAUGUAAUGGACUACAUUUCCUAAAGAUGAUGUUGUAUAUGUUUUAUAUAUAUAUAUAUAUACAUAUGCUAUACUGUAACUGAGAGGCUUGGAAGACAUUUUAGUCUCUUUACUAUUUUGAAUGUGUGUUUACAUAAUGUACAGGAUCUACACAAGAGUAUUUUUGCUUCAGCUUUUACAUUCUAUAAUACAGUACUUUGGCACUCUGUAUUUCACGUUUUCUCCUUUAACAGUGUCCUCUCCUAAUGAAUGCUAAGUAAGCACUGUAAUAUUAAUUACAAUGGAUUGGUUUGAAACCAAAGCUGUAUGAAAUUUGCAAAGACUAAUGCAAACUAACAUAUAUAACUUGUAUUUUCUACAUAAAACUGGUACAGAUCUCUUUAUAAAUCUAUUGCUCUGCUGUAACUUUUCAAGUAUGUAUUGAAUGGACUUUUUAAAAAUUGCAGUUGGUUAGAAAUACCAGUACUGUUGAACAAACAUUGUGUGAUGUUCAUACUUUUUGUAUUCUUCUAUUAUUCAGUAUUUGUGCAUUUUUAAAUAAAUAAUCCUGACAUUAUGCUGCAUGCUUUUGUGACAAGUACAUGCAGUAGCUUUUUUUGAGCCACGCUUAGGGAUACAUCUGUUCUCAUGAAGUCACAGAUUCAGUAGACCUCAGUAGGUGACCUCAAUAGAGCUGCAUUGAUUUCUGCCUGCUAAGGAUUAGUCAUAUUAAUUGCAGAAGUCUAGUACAGCUUUUGUAAUAGUUUUGAGGUAGUGAUGUACAGCUGUUACAAGACAACUGUAGUUAGUGCUUCUGUUUUCCAGACCUUAGUUUUGUGUUUAUUAUCUUUUUAGGUUGAAACUUCUGGUACUGAUCUUCUGCCCUAGAGUAUGCUUCCACGCUCUAAAAAUUGUUCAUAGGCUCUCUUUUGUACACAGGUCUGUGGCAUGUGGUUAGUCCUCUGUGAGGAGAAUGUACUUUACCAGAUUUAUAUUUGAAUAUUUUCCCUUGCAACUAUUUUACUUGUUUGACUUCAAUGACUAAAGCAUUAAAUAAAUGCAGUGGUGUGUUGUCA
Calypte anna (Anna's hummingbird) is the source of this 2382-nucleotide messenger RNA. It is a transcript of the gene GSKIP, whose product is annotated as GSK3B interacting protein. Gene Ontology annotation, cellular component: cytoplasm. The transcript has 3 exons. The record is from RefSeq and is a predicted model, not a curated record. Bases 220 to 639 code for a protein of 139 amino acids. Gene Ontology annotation, biological process: regulation of canonical Wnt signaling pathway. Gene Ontology annotation, molecular function: protein kinase A binding; kinase regulator activity. Lineage: Eukaryota; Metazoa; Chordata; Aves; Apodiformes; Trochilidae.